This is a messenger RNA of Ricinus communis (castor bean), 979 nucleotides long. RefSeq names its product peroxisomal membrane protein PMP22. Bases 192 to 749 code for a protein of 185 amino acids. NCBI's taxonomy places the organism in Eukaryota, Viridiplantae, Streptophyta, Magnoliopsida, Malpighiales, Euphorbiaceae. The record is from RefSeq and is a predicted model, not a curated record. Gene Ontology annotation, cellular component: membrane; cytoplasm. The transcript has 7 exons.
UGGGUCUUGGCAUUGCUGCUCACUCUGCAAAUGCACACUAAUUACCUACCAACCUUUUUUAUUUCCUUGCGUAGACGUACACACUACCGGGUCAAUUCAAUUCUCUCCUUCUCUCUCUCUAUAAAUCCUCAAACCCAAUUUUAAGGAAAGAGAGAGAGAGAGGGAGGGGGCGUUUUUGAGUUGAUCGCAUCAUGUCUGACACCGCCAAAGAAGCAUGGAGAAAAUAUCUGAUUCAACUUCAAGCCCACCCUCUUAGAACUAAGGCAAUUACUGCUGGGGUCUUAGCCGGAUGUAGUGAUACAAUUGCUCAAAAGAUUUCUGGGGUCAAAAGGCUUCAGUUGAGAAGAUUGCUUCUCAUCACGCUUUAUGGCUUUGCAUACGGGGGACCAUUUGGCCACUUCCUUCAUAAAUUGAUGGACGGGAUAUUUAAGGGAAAAAAGGACAGCAAAACUGUUGCUAAGAAGGUAUUACUGGAGCAAUUAGUUUCUUCUCCUUGGAACAACAUGUUUUUCAUGAUGUACUAUGGCUUGAUAGUUGAAGGAAGACCAUGGGGUUUAGUCAAGGGUAAGGUUCGGAAGGACUACCCUUCUAUUCAAUUGACAGCAUGGAAGUUCUGGCCUAUAGUUGGUUGGGUGAAUCACCAGUAUAUGCCAUUGCAGCUCCGUGUUCUAUUUCAUAGCAUUGUUUCUGCAUGCUGGGGAAUCUUUCUGAAUCUGAAAGCAAGAUCCACCACAAUUAAGCAGGCGUAGAAUGGAGUGACCUUUGUCCCCUAACUAUCUCUCUGAACUGUUAGCAUAGUGCUACGAAUUUUGCUAGCAUAGUAAGAAACGAUGGGUUGUAUUAUACGUAUAAUUUGGUUACUGCUGCUGGUUUCAUGAGACUUGAUUCUCGAUUCAAGCCAAUUUCCAUUCGCUUUAAGAUCCUUAGAGUGAUAUAUCCGUAGAGUAUAAUUAAAAGGAUUAUUCUGUGUUGGUGUUCA